UGUCUAAACAUGUUGUAAAUUAAAGUCAGUUUUGAUUGUUUCCUCCCAAAGUCGUUGCGGAUCUAGAAUCUCUUCAAACUGCUGUUUGGUUUGGAUUCAGGUCGUGGGAGGAGUUGGGUGCUGUUUCAUAUUCAGAGAGGAGGGGGACUCUUUAAGAAUCUCAUUCUCUUUGGGGCUAUAAAGACGUUGUGCCUGCAAGACAGAGCAAAUUAACUCCAUUGGCGAAUUAUUGCAUUACAAGGCAUUGCUCCGCUCAUCGGUGCGCGACGACGAUUAGUUUCUUCUUCUUUUUUUUAUGGUGACAUUUGAUUAAAGCGAGCGGAUUACAGUUAAGAUGAUGGAGUAUAUGGAGGAUAAGUUUGCGUUGAAAAGCCAAUCGAUGAAGGCAAGCGAUUACUACAUGGACCAAGUCAUGGAGAGCCUGGACAGCGCGCAGUACUUCACAAAGACUUCCCCGAAAUGUGUGCAGGCCUUCGGGCUUCAGAGCGGCGAACACCGCUCCUCGCCCUGCGGAGACCAAAACGCCAAUUACGCUGGGCCAAAAACAGACGACGACACUUUGCACUCGGACCUCGGGAGGACGAUGGACAAUUGUUGCACUCUUCGGGCGUCUCCGGUGACAACUGGACAGGAGAAAACGGAUUUGGACGACAUGGGAGACAAGUGCGACAGUAACGUGUCCAGCAGCAAGAAAAGGAGACACAGGACGACCUUCACCAGCUCGCAGCUGGAGGAGCUGGAGAAAGUCUUUCAGAAAACUCACUAUCCAGAUGUUUAUGUGAGGGAACAGCUGGCCAUGAGGACGGAAUUAACAGAGGCCAGAGUGCAGGUGUGGUUUCAGAACAGAAGAGCAAAGUGGAGGAAAAGAGAGCGCUAUGGGCAGAUCCAACAAGCCAAAACUCACUUUGCAGCCACCUAUGAUUUAUCAGUGUUACCAAGGACCGACAGCUACACACAGAUUCCUAACAACCUGUGGCCGAGCCCUGCUCCCGGUGGCUCUGUGGUCUCCUCCUGCAUGCUGCCCCGAGGCUCCCCUCCUUGCGUCACUUCCUACUCGCACUCGCCUCGUUCAGCUGCCGGUGCCGCAGACCACAGCUACGUGGGCUUCCCCAAUCAGCAGAACCAGUUUGGUCAUGUAUCCCUAAACAACUUCUUCAGUGCAGACUCCCUCCUAACACCAGCUGCCAACGGCCACCAUGCCUUUGAGACCAAGCCCGAGUUCGAGAGGCGCUCGUCCAGCAUCGCUGUGCUGCGCAUGAAGGCCAAGGAACACACGGCCAACAUCUCGUGGGCCAUGUGAUCAGGGCUGCUGUGCAUGUCUGGAAAGUGUGGAUAAUGUAUGGAAAAAUAUUUUUAAGAAGUUUUUACCAAGUGUGGGAAUUGUCCAAAGAGUCUGAAAUCAUGUUCAAAACAACUCAGUCCAGAUAUAACAAGACCAUCUAGUGAUACUAGCCACUUAUUUGUUGUGAAUAAAAAUCUGCUGUGGAGUGAUAUGGCCAAUUUCACAUAAUACUGCCUUGCUAUUUACAUCUGCAUCAUUUGUAACUCAUUUUAUUCACUGAGUCACUAAAAUAAGGUCAUUUUCUAAAAGUUGCAAGUCAAUAAUCUAAAGCUAUGAACUAAAAAAUAAAUUGCCAUAAUGCUUUGUGACAGACACAAACAGCUGUGUUUCUGGUCUGAGGCAGAUCUACAGUAGGGUGGACUGAUACUAUUAGUAAAAUACAAUGAAGUAGUCAAAGACACUUUUGAAAGGUGGAGUUUUUCUAGACUUUCAUGUAGCUUAGCUAAAGCGAUAUAUACAUAUCAUUCAUACUUUCAGGGUAAUGUCCAGUGCAUUGUUUUACAGCCCACAAACUGUUGUCCUUUCUGGUCAGACCAGAUGGUUGAUGAACCCUUCGGUGGAGGUGAGAGCUCUGAUAUGAAUAAGCUUUCUUUGUUGUUGUUUUUUUAUGGAGGUUGGGAAGUCCUCAGUGUUUCCUCUUUAUCGAGACAGAAAGAAAGUGUGAAAGGCAGGGGAAGCAAGUACAACUCCAGGUGCCUGUGGGAUUGGAUCCCCGUGUGGGUACAUGUGGAUCCAGAGGGAGGGGUCCCAAACCACUAUAGCAUUUCUAAGCACUGUGAAUAAGCUUCCUUUACCUGCGCCUUUUAUCUUCCUCCCUCGUUCCAGCUCAGGACUGAAGAUGAGCAGCAUUGAGACAAACUGACUCGACGUACUGAGGUGUCUGUGUGCUUUGCAGCAAAGCUCUGUAAUAUCUGUCGUCUGCCUCUGUUCUGUAUCACAGGUACAGGACGCAGGCAGAAGAGGCAGGUUUUAAAAUAGUAUGUUUUGUAAAUUUAUCUGGUGGAAGCAUAAUAAAUGAAUGUCACUUCACUCCA
This is a messenger RNA of Micropterus dolomieu (smallmouth bass), 2376 nucleotides long. It is a transcript of the gene alx1, whose product is annotated as ALX homeobox 1. The record is from RefSeq and is a predicted model, not a curated record. Bases 335 to 1300 code for a protein of 321 amino acids. Gene Ontology annotation, biological process: embryonic skeletal system morphogenesis; positive regulation of transcription by RNA polymerase II; negative regulation of DNA-templated transcription. Gene Ontology annotation, molecular function: RNA polymerase II transcription regulatory region sequence-specific DNA binding; DNA-binding transcription activator activity, RNA polymerase II-specific. The transcript is spliced from 4 exons. Lineage: Eukaryota; Metazoa; Chordata; Actinopteri; Centrarchiformes; Centrarchidae.